CUGGCGUCCUUUUUCGCGUGGAUGGGCCGCAAACAUCCUGCCUGCAGCACGGCCAACGCGUCGAACCUCGUGGCCGACACGGUCACCGAUGCCUUUCCCGACGAUUCUGUGGUCGGGAAAACAGAGCUAUGCUCUCUGUGGGCUGGAUACGGCAGCAUCUACCGCGUCAGGUUGAGCUCGGGCGUGUCGGUUAUUGUCAAGCACAUUUCGCCACCGCAGAACGACACGCUCUCUGUCUCCAACGCCCGCAAGGUCCGGUCAUACCAAGUCGAGGGGUACUUUUAUGGCCACCUGUCCGCGGCAUCUACGUUGCCGCGCUUGCCUCGGACGCAUGCGGUCGUGUGUGAGGACGGCUCGUUUUGUUUCGUCCUUGAGGACUUGUCGGUGGACUUUCCUAAAACAUUCCAUUCCCUUGGCGGCCCAACCCUCCGCGCUGCCCUCUCUUGGCUCGCCCGUUUCCACGCCGCGUUCUGGAACUACAGCGACGAUGGCGUCGCUGACAACGGCGGGUACUGGUAUCUGGCCACUCGGCAGGAAGAGUUUGAGGCGCUGGGGAACGAUGAGUUGUCCGUCAAGCUGCGUGCUCAAGCGGCAUCCAUUGACCAGCGAUGUCGAGACCCUCGAUUCGAAACACUCUUGCAUGGCGAUGCCAAGUCGGCCAACAUGCUGUGGCGCGAUGACACAACGUGUGCAUGGGUCGAUUUUCAAUACGUUGGUCGGGGGCUCGGCGCAAAGGACGUCGCGUACUUGCUGUGCUCGAGCGGAGGGCGGUCCGAAGUGGCCAACUACGCAGACGACUUGUUGCGGUGGUACUUCGACGAGUUUGAAGGGGCGAUGGCAUCGAAUGGUCGAAACAGCGGCGGCUACACAUGCGAUCUGUUCCGCAGUCAUUUCGACUGGUGCCUGCUCGACUACGUGCGGUUUAUGGCUGGAUGGGGCUUCUGGGGCAACUACGACUGGGCCAUCCGACGAACCAAGCCCUUGUUAGCUUAAAAUUGCUCUCAAUAGUACGAUUCGGCGU
Molecule: messenger RNA, 1021 nt
Organism: Aphanomyces invadans
Lineage: Eukaryota; Oomycota; Saprolegniomycetes; Saprolegniales; Verrucalvaceae
Exons: 1
Coding region: 22-993 (323 amino acids)
Source: RefSeq, a predicted model, not a curated record